AACUAUUCCAGUUACUGUAUUCUAAACAGAAUAUAUGGAUGAUGUUUUGAAACAUUUUGCACUUUAUUCACGAUACAGUCUUUCUUGGAUAGCGACUGAAAGGAAUUUUGUGGAUUUUCGGAUCGCCUUGGGAGGGAUAAAAGGGAAGUGAAAAGUUUUCAUUUGUACAAAAUGAAACCGAAACCUAUUAUGAGCUAAGCUAGCUGACGUCGCUCAUUUGAAUGGGCGAUAAGCACCGAUUUGUUCUGUCCGUAGAACCUAUGUUCUAUACAUGUAAUUCAUGGAAGUUGCGUUGUUUUAAGGGACCAAUUUAUGAUUGAUGAUGGCUGCGGAAAAUUACGUCGCUAAAUUAAACCAGUAUAUUCAGAAAAAGGAUUUCUCGGAAUUCAGGUAUGAAGACGUUGGAACCGAUGGCCCGGAUCACAUUAAAACAUUUACCAUAAGAGUUGUCGUGAAUGGCAAAGCCUACCCUGAGGGAGUGGGAAACAACAAGAAAGACGCCAAACAGCAGGCAGCCAAACAUGCUUUAAAAGGCUUAUUGAAAGAGAGUCAGAAUGCAUCCAAUGCAUCUGUUGGACUGAUCAAAUCUCAAAAUGAUUAUGUAUCCUGGCUUUAUUCCUAUGCUCAAAAAAUUAAGAUGUCAUGCUAUGUCAAAGAUAUUGAAUCAACAAACAAGACUUUUCAAUGUAGAUUCAUGGUUGGAAAGAUUGAGUAUCCAGUUGGGACUGGGACAACAAAGAAGGAAGCUAAGGAAGAAGCUGCAAAGCUUGCUUAUCACGACAUAGUAGAUGGUUCACAGACUGAAGACAAGAACGCAUCUUUCACUUUCAAUCAACAAAUGGAAGAAAUGAGGAAAACUCCAUCAGAGAUCUGUGACAAGGGACCAAACCUGAAGUCUGAAGACGAUGGCUUUGCUGAGCCCAAUUAUGUCGGACUUAUGAACUCUUACUGUCAGAAAAAACAUCGCAGUCAUAAUUUCAUCGAAGUGGGGAGAAGUGGCCCGUCUCAUAAUCCAAAAUUUUUCUACAAGCUAGUGAUCGAUGGUGAAGACUACGCCGUGUGCGAGGGGAAGAGUAUCAAGGAAGCCAAGCAAAAUGCUGCCCAGUCAGCCUUAUCUAGCCUCAAUGAAAAGUCAUCUUUGGACAUUGAGGUCAGAUCACCUGCCAAUAGUGCAUCAAAAAUCCUGGCCGCCUCUCCAAACGUGCAGUCAAGUGAUUUAAUUCAAUUUCGCAGCAUAAGCUCACCUCCAGGUUUCUCACGUCACUUGGCUGAGUCUUCUCCCAAAGUUCAGGGUAAAAGUCCAGACUGCAAACCUAAAAUUAAAAUUGCAGCAAAGUUCCACGAUGCAUGUAGCCCAGAGGAAGCAAAGCGUGCGGAUAUCAAAGGCCCGUAUGUCUCGAGGUUCAAAGAGGACUUUGACUUUAUGGAAUACAUUAGCCGGGGAGGCUUUGGUGAGGUUUUCAGGGCAAAACACAAGCUUGAAGGAAAGGACUACGCUGUGAAGGUUGUCCCUUGGGAAGAAAACUCUAUACGCGAGGUAUCAGCUUUAUCAGAGCUUCAUCACAACAACAUUGUGAGAUACUACACUUGCUGGUUGGAAGAGACUGAUUACCAAUGUGACAAUAAAGCUCGCAGUUCCUUUCGCCGAAAAAAUCAAUCGAGAGGGUUCUUGUAUAUUCAGAUGGAGUUGUGCAACACCAAAACACUGAGGCUGUGGAUAGACGACAUGAAUGCCACGGAUAUCGAACCUUCACAGAGAAGGCAAGGAAGUCUUGAGAUUGUGCAGCAAAUAAUUUGUGCGGUUGAGUGCAUUCACGGCAAAAAGUUAAUCCACAGAGACCUGAAGCCUGCCAACAUCCUGUUUGGGCUGGAUGGAGUCGUUAAGAUCGGGGAUCUUGGCCUUGUUACUGUUGACUAUGAACCUGAAAGCCUGAUCGAGAGAAGUGGAUUCAAGGGAACUAAAAGUUACAUGGCCCCAGAGCAGAAAACCAAGAACACCUACAACCGAAAAGUGGACAUAUUUGCUCUGGGUCUAAUUUAUUUUGAGCUCCUCUGGAAUGUGUUUACCGUCACUGAAAAACAAAAGCUCUGGGAUGAUGUCAGAAAUCAGAUACUUCCUCCAGAUUUUUCGCAUCAUUUUCUCGCAGAGGCCCAACUAAUUAAGUCGAUGCUUUGCGUCGAGCCAGAAGACCGUCCGGAAGCAAGUGAACUCAAGACCAAGCUUGAGGAGAUUGAUCUUGUAGUUAAACGUAAUCCUACCGACAGAAAUACUGUCUGAGUAACACGCAUUUCCCACGAUAAGGCCGCACACCCUCGCCUUUGCUGUCGCCUUCAUGCUUGGGUGGGUUUUUUCUCACUUCGCUAUUUCCUCCCUUUUAGAAUAACCAAGACUAGCUUAACAUUUUUUUCUAAAGCUGCUGCACCUUACCACAUUUUAAGCCACUGCCUUAAUAUACUAUAUUUUUUUAAUUAGUGUUGAACAUGAAUGCGAGUGGUUAGCGGACCGGCCUCACAGCUAGGAGACCCGAGUUCAAUUCCACCCUCAGCCAUCUCUGUCUGUGUGGAGUUUGCAUGUCCGGGUACUCCGGUUUCCUCCCACAUUCCAAAAACAUGCUAGGUUAAUUGGUGACUCCAAAUUGUCCAUAGGUAUGAAUGUGAGUGUGAAUGGUUGUUUGUCUAUAUGUGCCCUGUGAUUGGCUGGCCACCAGUCCAGGGUGCACCCCGCCUCUCGCCCGAAGACAGCUGGGAUAGGCUCCAGCAUACCCCCGCGACCCUUGUGAGGAUAAGCGAUAAAAAUGAAUGAAUGAAUGAAAUACAGACAUGAAUUACUAUCAACAGCAACUGAGCCAAUACAGGAAGGUGUUUAUUUUUCCUCUUUUGAUCUUGAUUGUUUCAUAUGUUAUAGAAACAGUUGGUUAUGGAACAUUAUUUUUUUAAUGACUUUUUAUGAUUGCAAUAUGAGCUGUGUAACAUUUUUCACAGACACGAUCAUGUGUAGAAAGAGAUUAGCGAUAGAUAGCGAUUUUAAUCUUUAUGUCUUGGUGUAAACUUUGUCAUUGUGGUCAAUUUGUCACGCCCUGUGUGGGUUCCCAUGUGACACUUUCUGUAUGUUAACUCUCUUGUAUUUGACUUCCUGUUUUGCCUUGUCUGCCUUCAUUGCCAUAGUCACCAACAAAUGUCCCUGAUUUCUGUCUGUAUUUAGUUCAGGUGUGCGCUUCUCCCCGCGUGGGAUUAUUAUCGUUUGUCUGUUUGCUUCCUGAGUUGCUUUAUCCUGCUGCUGCAAUUAUUGCUAAAAUAAAUAUUUUUAACCUGCGUUUGGUUCUGUUCUCUGCCCGAUCGUGACACAAUUGUAAUUCAAGGUAUGAUUGUCGAGGUUAUGCAAAGCAAAUACCCCUUCUCGUUCAUUCUUUAUGUUAUAAAAAUUAUAAUUGGUAUGUUUUUAGAUGUAACUGGUCAUUCAUUGUUCCAUAAAAACUUCUAUUGCUGAGUGACUUUUGUUGUCUUUUUAAACUAGACCUGUAGGGGGAGCUGUGGGUCUGUCAUUGGCGAGAGUGACGAGUGUUUCACAUUGAACAUGAAAGGCCAGCAGUCUGUGUGUGACGUCUAAUUAUCCCGUAGUGGAUCAUUUGCAUCAUCUAACAGGCUAACAAGAGUUAAGUGCAGUCACCUGGCUGAAAGUAAGAGUUAAAUAUGAGCUCCAUCAGUUCUACAAUAUACUUGGGGAGGACUUCAUCCUAUGUAUACAGUACAGUAUCCCGCCCACUUUCUGCGCCGAUGCUGCUAGCCACGUGUUAGCUAUCAUUGACUAUACAGUAUAUCGUCCCAUACUGUCAAAGACAGCUUUGGGUAUCCAAGGCAUGCGUUAUGCUCAUUCCUUUGCAGUGUGCUUAUAUUAAACUGGAACCUUUAUAACAGGGGUCUAAAACACGCGGCCCACGGGCCAAAUGUGGCCCGCAGGCCACUAGUUUGAGGCCCCCGCCUUGAUAUGAAAGUUUAAUGUUAGUGCGGCCCGCGCAAGUUUGAUAUGGAUGCUGUAUGGUAUCAUGUACCCAGAAAAAAUUAUUACGUUUGAUUAAUGUUCAUGUUAAAGGUUAAAUAACUGUUAAUAGUUAUCCUCCCUAUCCGUGUGGAAGCGGUAAGUUUU
Molecule: messenger RNA, 4144 nt
Organism: Doryrhamphus excisus (bluestripe pipefish)
Lineage: Eukaryota; Metazoa; Chordata; Actinopteri; Syngnathiformes; Syngnathidae
Gene: eif2ak2
Product: eukaryotic translation initiation factor 2-alpha kinase 2
Biological process (GO): eiF2alpha phosphorylation in response to endoplasmic reticulum stress
Cellular component (GO): cytoplasm; nucleus
Molecular function (GO): ATP binding; eukaryotic translation initiation factor 2alpha kinase activity; double-stranded RNA binding
Source: RefSeq, a predicted model, not a curated record